AUGUUACAGAGUAUAGUCCUUUCCGUGUGUGUGUUUAUGCUGCACACAGUUGCUGCAAGCGGACCUCAGUCUUACCAAAAGUUGGAUUUCACAAAUGUUGGUUUCACAGGAUCUUACGUAAAUGUGAAUAAGUUUAAAGAUAUCACCAAUAAUGACUCCUGUACGUGUGAAGUGGGUGACAGAGUAUGGUUUAGUGGUAAAAACGCUCCACUAGCUGACUAUUUAUCUGUUCAUUUCCGUGGACCAUUGCAGUUGAAACAAUUUGCUUUCUACACUUCCUCUGGAUUUACUGUCAACAACAGUAGAAGCUCUUCUGAUUGGAACCGUCUCGCCUACUACGAAUCCAGUUCCAAAACCGCCGAUAACGUUACUUUCCUAAACCACGGAGGUGAAGCAUCUCCUUGUUUAGGAAAUGCUUUGUCCUACGCUAGUUCCAACGGUACUGGCAGCGCCAGUGAGGCUACUGUUUUGGCAGAUGGUACUUUGAUUUCUUCUGAUCAAGAAUAUAUAAUCUACUCAAAUGUCUCAUGUCCAAAAUCAGGAUAUGACAAGGGUUGUGGUGUUUAUCGUAGUGGUAUUCCAGCUUACUAUGGGUACGGUGGUACAACAAAAAUGUUUCUGUUCGAGUUCGAAAUGCCUACUGAAACUGAGAAAAACAGCAGUUCUAUUGGGUACUAUGACUUGCCUGCUAUUUGGUUGCUGAAUGACCAUAUUGCAAGGACUUCUCAAUAUCCAACCAAUGCCAAUUGUUCAUGUUGGGCUAGUGGAUGUGGUGAAUAUGAUAUUUUCGAAGCUAUGAACGGUACGGAAAAAAACCAUCUCUACUCUACCUUCCAUACUUUCCAAGGGAUUGAAGAUUUGGGUACUGGUAUCCAAUCUUACGGAUAUAUUUCAAGAAAUACUACAGGAACCAUGAAAGGUGGUGUUGUUUUUGAUUCCAGCGGAAAUGUCGUCUCUUUCAUAUCCGAUGCCACCCCAUUCAAUGGAACCGUUUCCGCUGAUACCGUUAACGAGUUACUAGCUGCAGUUCCUGAAAGCGAAACCUAUUCUUCUCAAUUGGUGAGCAUUUCUGCCACUGCACCUUCUACCACUUCAAAAUCCAAUGGUAUUGCUCUAACGAAGAUGCAAAACGGUGUAUGGUAUUAUAUUUUGGCCAUCUUCACUGCCUUUACUCAAGUGGUUUUGAUUUGA
Molecule: messenger RNA, 1191 nt
Organism: Saccharomyces paradoxus
Lineage: Eukaryota; Fungi; Ascomycota; Saccharomycetes; Saccharomycetales; Saccharomycetaceae
Gene: TOH1
Product: Toh1p
Exons: 1
Coding region: 1-1191 (396 amino acids)
Cellular component (GO): fungal-type cell wall
Source: RefSeq, a predicted model, not a curated record